This is a messenger RNA of Biomphalaria glabrata, 1013 nucleotides long. RefSeq lists its product as uncharacterized. Bases 264 to 686 code for a protein of 140 amino acids. The record is from RefSeq and is a predicted model, not a curated record. NCBI's taxonomy places the organism in Eukaryota, Metazoa, Mollusca, Gastropoda, Planorbidae. The transcript is spliced from 5 exons.
GGCGGGUCUGACCAAUAAACGCGGCACUGGAAUUUAAGGAAAGUCUUGUUAAACGAAACACGCUAGAACAAAGGCUACCGAAAAAAAAAAAGGAAAAAAUAAACUUUUGUUUCGUUGUUUUUCGAAUUUAAUUAAAUCCAAAUUUUUAAAUUGAGCUUGCAUUUCAAUUACAAAGUUAAUUUCUGAAACAAUUUUGCUUUUAAAAUUUUGAUUUCCAAAUAGAAUCCAGAUUCACGUAGAAUCACACAAUAAAUAAAUAAAUCAUGUCUAACAUUUGGUUCCUAAGUUUGUCAGCUUGCUUGGUGUUGAUUAUGUUGUGGGCGCAAUCAACUGCCGCUUUACCUAUUGAAGAGGAGACCAGAGAUGCGGAGGAAGAGAAGGCCAAAACGAGGACGAUAUUAGCCAAUGUGUUCUACAAUAUGCUCCAGUCGAAGCUAGAGUCAGAACUAACACAACCAGAGCCGCAAGACUUUGAAAUUCCAUACGAGUCCAGCAAAAGAAGUAAAUCUUCUAAGUGGGCAGGAUCAGGAGAAAGUGAAACACUCAUAAGACCUUUGGCACUAAGGUCUUCGGCACCAGUAGUGAGCUACAACAGACAGAACACGAACGAAUGGAAAAGACAAAUCCCGAUCUGUCUAUGGAAAGUCUGUCCAGCGGCGCCCUGGUUAGUCAACAGGCGCCGUUAGUGGGCCAGCAAUUGAGGGCCUUGCAUCCGUUUCUCUGCUAUUUAUAAAAUUAGAACUAAAAAAUUUUAUAUGAUGUUUUUUAUAUAUACAAAGUAAAAAAUUUGAAAAGAUACUUCACAGUGCUGCAUAGUGUAACAAGAUAUUAUUAAGCGAUUAGAACUACAAGAGAUGAUAUCAAACAAACAAAAAUUUAUUUACACAUUGUUCAAAAUGGUUGAUUCUUGUUCGUUCUUUUGUGACUCUUUCUUUCUUGAAAACACGAAGACUUUCUCUCAUAAUAAUGAUAUUUUGACCAAUUAAUGAAAAAUAAAAAUCUGUUGUUGAUAA